CCCCACCCUUCUCACACCAACAGAAAUCAAGCAACCGCCUCUCAAGUCUCACCAUUCCCUCUCUUCCUCCCUCCUACAGAGAAGGAGAGCCUACUUAUAAUAAGAACGAGGGAAGCAGCAAAGGGAUUAUUAUAUAUCAAUUGAGGGAAAGAGAAGCAUAAGGAAAUAGUUGUGGAUUUUGCUCGCUGAGAAGACAAAGGAAGUAUAGAGGGAGAGGGAGAGGGAGAGAGAGAGAGAGAGAGAGAGAUUAAAGAGUGGCAGUCGCCUGUGAUGAUGAAGAAGAAAGAGCAGUAGCAGCAGGAGCGGCCGCAGCCUUGUCGGUGUUAUUGGUAAAUGCUGCAUCACAAGAAGAAGGACGACGGAGAGGAAAGCAGCUUGUUUGCUCUCUCCGAUUCCACCCCCGUCGCUUCUUCCCCUCCUCUUCUCCCCCUCUUCCACCCUCCCCGGAUCCUCCAAAUCCCCCCUUCCGACGAUAACCCCAGCCCUAAUGCCCACCUCCUCCACCACCUUGCCCUCUCCACCCCCCACAAACGCCCCUCCUUGACCCCGUCCCCCUCCCCUUCCCCCACCGUCGCAACCGCUGCCCCCUCCUUCGCAUCCGCCACCGUCGGGCCCCGGCGCUCACGCUUCUCUGCCGCCUCCACCGGUUCCGCUCUCUGCCAGAUCCUUCGCCGCUUCCACCUCCGCCUCCGCCUUUUUCUCCUCCUCUCCUUCCCCUCCCUCUACCUCCUCUUUUCCUCUUCCUCCGCCUCCUCCUCUUCCUUCUCCUCCUCUGACAUCACCCGCGGCCGCUCCUUCCUCCUUGACUUCUUCUCCGCUCUCGCCUUCUCCUCCGUCCUCCUGCUUCUCCUCUUCUCACUCCACGACCACGCCCUCCCCCUCCCCUCCCUUCGCCUCCUCCUCUCCCGUUCCUCCGCCCUCCUCCUCCCCCGCCACCACCACCCACGCCCUCCCCCCGUCCUCUGGUCCAUCGGCGACUCCUCCGCUGGCAAGCCCGGGGCCAACCGCGGCCCCACCUCAGGGUAUGCCGUCCAGGCUUAUAGCAAUGGGGAUGUCUACGAGGGCGAGUUCCACAAGGGCAAGUGCGCCGGGAGCGGGGUGUACCACUAUUACAUGAGCGGGAGGUAUGAGGGCGACUGGGUUGACGAUAAGUACGAUGGGUAUGGUGUGGAAACCUGGGCUCGGGGCAGCCGCUACCGUGGCCAGUAUAGGCAUGGACUUCGCCAUGGGGUUGGGGUGUAUCGGUUCUACACGGGUGAUGUCUUUGCUGGGGAGUGGUCCAAUGGGCAGAGCCAUGGGCGUGGAAUGCACACCUGCGAAGAUGGGAGCCGAUAUGUAGGCGAAUUUAAAUGGGGAGUCAAGCAUGGGUUUGGCCAUUACCAUUUCAGGAAUGGAGACACCUAUGCUGGUGAGUACUUUGCAGACAAGAUGCAUGGAUUUGGGGUGUAUCGUUUUGCAAAUGGGCAUCGAUAUGAGGGAUCAUGGCAUGAGGGAAAGAGGCAAGGUUUGGGAAUGUACACAUUCAGAAAUGGGGAGACACAGUCAGGUCACUGGCAAAAUGGUCUGCUAGAAACUUUGAGCACCCAGAGCACCAAUCCUGGAUCACCAAUUGCCGUUAACCAUUCUAAAGUACUAAACGCAGUUCAGGAAGCACGAAGAGCAGCUGAGACAGCUUAUGAUGCACCAAAGGUUGAUGACAGGGUGAACAAAUCGGUAUCAGCAGCAAAUAAAGCAGCUAAUGCAGCUAGAGUUGCUGCAGUGAAAGCUGUUCAGAAGCAGAUUCCUAGUAACAACGGUGAUAUUCCAAUCGCGAUCGUCUAAGAUGCUUUUUCUUUCGUGGUAGCAGGGUAGCCAACUUGUGAACGAGGAUGACCGUAAGUUACUAGUUAGCAUGUUUAAGAUGGAGAAAGAAAUGGGCAUCCAAGAGAGUCCCCAGCAUUCUUGCAGCAUGUUAUAUUUUUUUUUCUUUUUAUCUUGUCCCCCUUUUUUCCCGACAUCCUACAUUCUACUUUGAGCUGCUUCCCCUCACCUGAAGGAGGAAAAGUGAUGGGAAUCAGUAGGUUUGUUUUUCUUUUUCAUCCUUUUUUUUUUGUUUCAUUUAAUGUGCAUAUAAUGAGUGUUUAUGCUCAGAACGGUGUCAUCAGAUCUAUCUUCGUGGUCCUGUGUGGAGUUUUCGUGAGCACAAACUUUAUGUGUGAAACGGUGGCUACUGGUCGGUCGUAUGAAAUAGCAGAUGUUGAAACCAAGUCUUCAAAUUA
This is a messenger RNA of Musa acuminata AAA Group (dessert banana), 2258 nucleotides long. RefSeq lists its product as uncharacterized. Bases 334 to 1821 code for a protein of 495 amino acids. The transcript has 3 exons. The record is from RefSeq and is a predicted model, not a curated record. NCBI's taxonomy places the organism in Eukaryota, Viridiplantae, Streptophyta, Magnoliopsida, Zingiberales, Musaceae.